CCAUUGCUAAUUUUCAGUACCGUUCCAUCGAUAAUAAUAAUAAAUAUCCAGUCAACUACAACAGCGGCCUUAACAAAGCGUAUUUAAAGCCAAGGCGGCAGAAAGAAAUACAGCAGCGGAAGGGCUAUAGUAGCUUUGCUGGCCACAAUUAAUGUGAAAGCAGGUGUUUUCAAAAUUUAAUGUCUUCACCUAACCUAUACUUGAAACUGUGUGCUAAAAAUAAUAAUUGCAACAUGAAGGGAUGAGAUUGCGUGAGAUCUAUAAGGAUAGCUUAGCCCUAGUACCAGCCAUUGUUCUGGAAUUUAGUUUUGUUUCGAUAGUCUGAAGGAGGAGAAAAAUAGAGUUGUUUUGCUUUUCCCCUUUGCAUUCUAUUUUUCUCCGGGAAAAUGGAGAAUAUUAAAAAUUUUGCGCACAAGGUGGAAGAAGGAAAAGAUGCGCAAAAUGGAGAGCCUUCUCAUGGCCCCGUUUACCGGAAUGUUUUUGCUAAGGAUGGCUUUGCGCCCAUGCCCCCCGGGAUCGAGUCUUGCUGGGACAUGUUCAGCCAGUCUGUCCAGAAACGACCACAUAACCAAAUGCUAGGCCACCGGGAGAUUGAAAAUGGAAAGGCAGGAAAAUAUGUGUGGCUGACAUAUCAGGAAGCAUACGACUUAUCAAUUCAAAUUGGAUCAGCUAUAAGGAGCUGUGAUGUUGGUUCGGGAGGUCGCAGUGGAAUUUAUGGAGUAAAUUGUCCUGAAUGGAUUAUUAGCAUGCAGGCUUGCAAUAGCCAUGGAAUUUAUUGCAUUCCACUCUAUGACACUCUUGGUCCAGAAGCAAUUGAAUUUAUCAUUUGCCAUGCUGAGGUUUCAAUAGCUUUUGUGCAAGAGAGCAAGAUACCUGCGAUUCUGGAGUGUUUGCCCAAGUGUACAAAAUACUUAAAGACAUUUGUGAGCUUUGCAAAUAUAAGUGAUGGGCAAAGGGAAGUAGCUGAAAGAGCUGGAGUGAAUGCAUACUCUUGGGCUGAGUUCUUAUCACUGGGAAAGAAGAAAAUAUAUGAACCUUCGCCACCAAAGAAGAACGAUAUUUGCACAAUUAUGUAUACCAGUGGCACAACAGGAGAACCAAAAGGUGUCUUGCUGACAAACGAAAACAUAAUUGCAGAAAUUUCUUCAAUUGAUCACUUGCUUGAUAUUACGGAUAAACCAGCAACAGAAACGGAUGUCUACAUUUCAUUUCUUCCCCUAGCACAUGUAUUUGAUCGGGCAAUCGAGGAAUACUGCAUUUAUAAAAGUGCCUCAAUUGGCUUCUGGCGUGGCGAUGUGAAGCUUUUGGUGGAGGAUAUUGUAGAGUUGAAGCCAACUAUUUUCUGUGGUGUCCCUCGCGUUUUUGAUCGAAUAUACACAGGUAUAAAUGAAAAGAUAUCAACUGGUGGACUUGUAAAAAAGAUGCUAUUUGAUUUUGCAUACAACUUCAAACUAAGGAACCUACAAAAGGGUUUGAAACAUGACGAAGCUGCACCACUUUUUGAUAAACUUGUGUUUAGCAAGGUGAAGCAAAGUCUAGGAGGUCGUGUACGUAUGAUCCUAUCUGGAGCAGCUCCACUUGCAAAACAUGUGGAAGAAUUUCUUAGGGUUACAAGUUGUAGUGUUGUAAUUCAAGGAUAUGGUUUGACCGAAACUUGUGCUGGAAGUUUUUCUUCCUUGGCCAAUGUCUUCUCAAUGAUUGGAACAGUUGGGCCGCCUGCCACAAUUAUUGAAGCAAAACUCAAAUCAGUCCCUGAAAUGGGCUAUGAUGCACUUUCUAAAACACCUCGUGGAGAGAUUUGCAUCAGGGGAAAAACACUAUUUUCUGGGUAUUACAAGCGUGAGGAUAUGACAAACGAAGUUCUGGUGGAUGGUUGGUUCCACACAGGUGAUAUUGGUGAGUGGCAACAAGACGGGACAAUGAAAAUCAUUGACAGAAAGAAGAACAUUUUUAAACUGUCACAAGGUGAAUAUGUUGCUGUGGAAAAUAUAGAGAAUGUAUACAACCGUUGCUCUUCUGUUGCUUCGAUAUGGGUUUAUGGCAACAGCUUUGAGUCCUUUCUUGUAGCCGUUGUUAUCCCUAAUCCACAAGCACUUGAAAGCUGGGCAACUGCGAAUGGGGAAUCUGGGAAUUUUGAAUCUUUAUGUCAAAAUCCAAAGGCAAACAAAUAUAUCCUUGAUGAGCUCAAUGCGACAGGGAAGAAGCACAAGCUCAAGGGUUUUGAACUGCUAAGGCAAGUUCACCUUGAACCUAAUCCAUUUAGUGUUGAGAGGGACCUGAUUACUCCAACUUUCAAAAUGAAGAGGCCUCAAUUAUUAAACUACUACAAGGACAUAAUUGAUGACCUAUAUAGAAGCUGCAAGUGAACCAACACACAUGAUCAUUGUGUGUGCAAACAACUGUUCUAUUAUAAAUAUGUCAUUCCAUAUGUGCAUUUGCUUCAUUGUAUUCAAGACAUAAAAAUGUCAUGAUUAUGAAGAGAUGAUGUAUAUCGAAAUAUAUUUUUAAAUUUAUUGACUCCUAUAAAUUUAUUUUAUUAUUUUGUUGCUGCAAGAUGCAUCUUUGUUCAUGAUUGUAUAUAUAUCAAGUUGUAAUAGAUAAGGAAUUGUCAACAGCCAAAUCAUUCGUUUUCGUUUCUUAUUAAGAAAAAUAUUACUUAGGUCGUGCUUUUAUGGUAUCAUUGAGGAAGAAAUGUAUAUAGAGCAGUCUGAAGGCUUUGAGGUAAAUGAGAAGGAACCCCGCCUUUUCAUGCUUAAGAAUGCCUUGUAUAAACUCAAACAAGCACCAAAAGCUUGGUAUUUUGGGAUGGAUGAAUAUUUGCAAAGUAUGGGCUUCACCAAAAGUGAAGUAGAUCCUAAUCUUUAUUAUAUAAUUGUUGUGAUUGAUCUGCU
Molecule: messenger RNA, 2891 nt
Organism: Cryptomeria japonica (Japanese cedar)
Lineage: Eukaryota; Viridiplantae; Streptophyta; Pinopsida; Cupressales; Cupressaceae
Product: probable CoA ligase CCL6
Exons: 19
Coding region: 387-2366 (659 amino acids)
Biological process (GO): cutin biosynthetic process; wax biosynthetic process; fatty acid metabolic process
Cellular component (GO): endoplasmic reticulum; membrane
Molecular function (GO): long-chain fatty acid-CoA ligase activity
Source: RefSeq, a predicted model, not a curated record